GGGCCCGCUCCUCAGGCACCGAGGCUUCGAGGCGUCGGCCCUUCCCGUCCGGUCGAUGGGCGCCCUGUGAGACUGGUCCCCCUAGCUGGGGGCGCGUGUGGGAGGAGGCGACCGAUUGACUGACCGGGAGCCCCCGGCCGGCCCUCCCUCUCCUUCCUCGGCCCCUCCCACUCUCUUCGGCUGUGGGGCUGCCACCGCUCGGGAGUCCGCGCCCGUCCGUUCCUCGCGUUGCCGCCGCCCCCGGGGCCUAGCCCGCCCAGCUCGGGAAGCGGCGGCGGCGGCGGCGGCGGGGAGCUGGAGCCGCCGCCGCAUCCGCCGCAUCCGCUUCGACUUGGUGCCGGCCCCUUGCCCUGCCCCUCAUGACUGCGGCGCCUCCGCUGCUCCAGCCUUCCCGGCCGUCUCUCGCCGCAGGAUGGAUGCGGACCGUGAGGCGCUAACCCCCGUGGCUCAGCUCCUCGAUCGCCCUCCGACGAGCCCGCCUCGUGAGCCGUAUCAGCCGCCGCAACUGGGCCCAGGGGCCCGCGUCUCCUUCGGGGCGGCUCGUCAGUGCUGAGUGAGGAGCCGGCCGUCCAGGUGGAUCCGAACCCGCUGGCGGCGGGAGCCGUCGCAGCGGGACCCUCACACCGCCGCCGCUCCUCGGUCUCGGCCCCUCGCCUUCUCUUCCUUCACGAGUUCGAGCCCGCUCGCCUCGCUCCAGCGGACCGACCAUGUCUGGCGGCGCCUCAGAGAAGCAGAGCAGCACUCCGAGCUCCUUGUUCCUUUCGCCGCCGGUGCCUUCCCCCAAGAAUGGCUCCAGCUCCGAUUCCUCGGUGGGGGAGAAACUGGGCAGCGCGGGGCCCGACGCCGGAACUGGCCGGACAGAGGAGUACCGGCGUCGCCGCCACACUAUGGACAAGGACAGCCGUGGCGCGGCCGCCACCACUACCACCACUGAGCACCGCUUCUUCCGCCGCAGCGUCAUCUGCGACUCCAACGCCACUGCGCUGGAACUGCCCGGCCUUCCCCUUUCUCUCCCCCAGCCCGCCGUCUCCACGGCGGCUCCGCAGAGCACCCCGCCGGAGCCCCACCGCGAGGAGACCUUGACCGCCACCGCCGCUGCCCAGGUAGCCCAGCUGCCUCCCGCCGCUGCCGCCCCCGGGGAGCCAGCCGGCGCGGGCGCUGUAGCCGCGACCGCCCCCAGCAGUACCGGCAGAGACCGCCAAGUUUCCCAGCCCAACCAUGUGGGGAGCAAAGAGGAGCCUCCGUCGGCCAGAAGUGGCAGCGGCGGCGGCGGCAGCGCCAAGGAACCACAGGAGGAACGGAGCCAGCAACAGGAUGACAUCGAAGAGCUGGAGACCAAGGCCGUGGGAAUGUCCAACGAUGGCCGCUUUCUCAAAUUCGACAUCGAGAUUGGCCGAGGCUCCUUUAAGACCGUCUACAAAGGUCUCGACACUGAAACUACUGUGGAGGUCGCCUGGUGUGAACUGCAGGAUCGAAAAUUAACAAAGUCUGAGAGGCAGAGAUUUAAAGAAGAGGCAGAAAUGUUAAAGGGCCUUCAGCAUCCCAAUAUUGUUCGAUUCUAUGAUUCCUGGGAGUCCACAGUAAAAGGGAAGAAGUGCAUUGUUUUGGUGACUGAACUAAUGACAUCUGGAACACUUAAAACGUAUCUGAAAAGGUUUAAGGUGAUGAAGAUCAAAGUUCUAAGAAGCUGGUGCCGUCAGAUCCUAAAAGGACUUCAGUUUCUUCAUACCCGAACUCCGCCUAUUAUUCACCGAGAUCUUAAGUGUGACAACAUCUUUAUCACUGGCCCUACAGGCUCAGUCAAGAUUGGAGACCUAGGUCUGGCAACUCUGAAGCGGGCUUCUUUUGCCAAGAGUGUGAUAGGUACCCCAGAGUUCAUGGCCCCUGAGAUGUAUGAGGAAAAAUAUGAUGAAUCUGUUGAUGUUUAUGCUUUUGGGAUGUGCAUGCUUGAGAUGGCCACAUCUGAAUACCCUUACUCAGAGUGCCAAAAUGCUGCGCAGAUCUACCGUCGAGUGACCAGUGGAGUGAAGCCUGCCAGUUUUGACAAAGUAGCAAUUCCUGAAGUGAAGGAAAUUAUUGAAGGAUGCAUAAGGCAAAACAAAGAUGAAAGAUAUUCUAUCAAAGACCUUUUGAACCAUGCCUUCUUCCAGGAGGAAACAGGGGUACGGGUAGAAUUAGCAGAAGAAGAUGAUGGAGAAAAGAUAGCCAUUAAAUUAUGGCUACGUAUUGAAGAUAUUAAGAAACUAAAGGGAAAAUACAAAGACAAUGAAGCUAUUGAGUUUUCCUUUGACUUGGAAAGAGAUGUGCCAGAAGACGUUGCUCAAGAAAUGGUAGAGUCUGGGUAUGUCUGUGAAGGUGAUCACAAGACCAUGGCAAAAGCCAUCAAAGAUAGAGUAUCAUUAAUUAAGAGAAAACGAGAACAGCGGCAGUUGGUACGGGAGGAACAAGAAAAAAGAAAGCAGGAAGAGAUCAAUCAGAAACACCAGGUAGAACAACAAUCAAGUACUUCCCAGGCAGGAGUCAAACAGAUCCCAUCUGCUAGUACUGGCAUGCCUCCUGCUUCUACCACAUCAGCUUCAGUUUCUACACAAGUAGAACCUGAAGAACCUGAGGCAGAUCAACAUCAACAACUACAGUACCAACAAACUAGUAUAUCUGUGUUAUCUGACGGGACGGUUGACAGUGGUCAAGGAUCUUCUGUCUUCACAGAAUCUCGAGUGAGCAGCCAACAGACAGUUUCAUAUGGGUCCCAACAUGAACAGGCACAUUCUACUGGCACAAUCCCAGGGCAUACAGCUUCUGUUGUCCAAGCACAAUCUCAGCCUCAUGGGGUAUAUCCAUCCUCAAGUAUGCCUCAGUCCAUGGCGCAUCCGUGUGGGGGGACCCCAACAUACCCAGAAUCACAGAUAUUUUUCCCAACUAUUCCUGAACGUCCAGUUUCUUUUUCACCACCUCCCACCUGUCCACCGAAGGUGGCCAUUUCCCAGCGGCGUAAGAGCACCUCCUUCUUGGAAGCCCAAACUCGCCACUUCCAACCCCUGCUGAGGACUGUUGGCCAAAAUCUUCUUCCACCUGGUGGCAGCCCAACUAACUGGACACCAGAGGCCGUAGUUAUGUUGGGCACUACAGCCAGUAGAAUAACUGGAGAGCCAUGUGAGAUACAGGUCCAUCCUAUGUUUGAACCAACUCAAGUUCACGGUGACUAUAGACCUGGACUAGUACUUCCAGAAGAAGCUCACUAUUUUAUUCCUCAGGAACCAGUGUAUUUAGCUUACCAGGCCCAGGUGACAGAACAGUAUGAGGGUAUUCCAUACAACUCACCAGUACUGUCAAGUCCUAUGAAACAGAUACCUGAACAGAAGCCAGUACCAGGGGGCCCUACCUCAAGUUCUGUCUUUGAAUUUCCAUCUGGACAGGCUUUCCUGGUAGGACACCUUCAGAAUUUAAGAUUAGAUUCUGGAUUGAGUCCAGGAUCUCCCCUCUCUAGUAUUUCUGCACCUAUCAGUACAGAUGCUACACGUUUGAAAUUUCACCCUGUCUUUGUUCCUCAUUCUGCGCCCGCUGUGUUAACUCAUAACAAUGAGAGCAGAAGCAAUUGUGUAUUUGAGUUUCAUGUUCACACUCCAAGCUCCUCUUCGGGAGAAGGAGGAGGAGUCUUGCCUCAGCGUGUUUACCGAAAUCGACAGGUUGCAGUGGACUUGAAUCAGGAAGAACCACCUCCUCAAUCAGUUGGAUUACAUGGCCGCCUACAGCCUGUGACUGAAGAACAGCGUAAUUACCAUGCCCCAGAAUUGACCGUUUCUGUGGUAGAGCCUAUCGGACAGAACUGGCCAAUAGGAAGCCCAGAAUAUUCCAGUGAUUCCUCACAAAUUACUUCUUCAGACCCCAGUGAUUUUCAAUCACCUCCCCCUACAGGGGGAGCAGCUGCACCUUUUGGCUCUGACGUCUCAUUACCCUUUAUCCGUCUGCCUCAGACAGUGUUACAAGAAUCCCCACUUUUCUUCUGUUUCCCCCAAGGAACCACAUCUCAGCAGGUUUUAUCUGCCUCAUUUUCUUCAGGAGGAUCUGCACUCCAUCCACAGGCACAGGGGCAAAGCCAGGGUCAACCAUCCUCAAGUAGCCUAACAGGGGUUCCAUCUUCCCUGCCCAUACAACAUUCUCAGCAGCAGCAGGGAGUACAGCAGACUGCCCCUCCUCAACAGACAGUGCAGUAUUCACUUCCACAGACAUCAACCUCCAGUGAGGCCACUACUGCACAGCCAGUCAGUCAGUCUCAGACUCCACAGGUCUUGCCUCAAGUAUCAUCUGGAAAACAGGGCUUCCCACCUCGACUGCCACCACAAUACCCAGGAGAUUCAAAUAUUGCUCCCACUUCCAGCGUGGCUUCUAUUUGCAUCCCUUCUACAGUCCUAUCCCCUCCCAUGCCGACAGAAGCACUGGCUACACCGGGUUACUUUCCUACAGUGGUGCAGCCUUUUGUGGAAUCAAACCUUUUGGUUCCUGUGGGCAGUAUAGGAGGACAGGUUCAAGUGUCUCAGCCAGCAGUGAGUUUAGCACAACAAGCCCCCACUACAUCCUCCCAGCAAGCAGCUCUGGAGAGUACUCAGGGAGUCUCUCAAGUUGCUCCUCCAGAGCCACUUCCAGUGGCACAGGCACAACCUACCACUUUGGUCUCUUCUAUAGACAGUGCACAUUCAGAUGUUGCUUCAGGAAUGAGUGAUGGCAAUGAGAAUGUCCCAUCAUCCAGUGGAAGGCAUGAAGGGAGAACUACAAAACGGCAUUAUCGAAAAUCUGUAAGAAGUCGCUCUCGUCAUGAAAAGUCCUCACGUCCAAAAUUGAGAAUUUUGAAUGUUUCAAAUAAAGGGGACCGGGUAGUAGAAUGUCAGUUAGAGACUCAUAAUCGGAAAAUGGUUACAUUCAAAUUCGAUUUAGAUGGUGACAAUCCUGAGGAGAUAGCAACAAUUAUGGUGAACAAUGACUUUAUCUUAGCAAUAGAGAGAGAGUCCUUUGUGGAUCAAGUACGAGAAAUUAUUGAAAAAGCUGAUGAAAUGCUCAGCGAGGACGUCAGUGUGGAACCAGAGGGUGACCAGGGAUUGGAGAGUCUACAGGGAAAGGAUGACUAUGGCUUUGCAGGUUCUCAAAAAUUGGAAGGAGAAUUCAAACAACCAAUUCCUGCAUCUUCUAUGCCACAGCAAAUAGGCAUUCCUACCAGUUCUUUAACUCAAGUUGUUCAUUCUGCUGGAAGACGGUUUAUAGUGAGUCCUGUGCCAGAAAGCCGAUUACGAGAAUCAAAACUUUUCACUGGUGAAAUAUCAGAUACGGUUGCUGCCUCAACAUCCCAUGGCGCUGGAAUGAACUUGUCUCAUUCUGCUUCAUCCCUUAGCCUACAACAGGCGUUUUCUGAACUCAGACAUGCCCAAAUGACAGAAGGGCCCAAUACAGCACCUCCCAACUUCAGUCAUACAGGACCAACAUUUCCAGUAGUACCUCCUUCCAUGAGUAGCAUUGCUGCAGUCCCAACCACAGCAGCAGCCACACCUUCAAUAUCAGCCCCUGCAACUAGCAGCCCUCUUAAUGACAUGUCCACAUCAGUAAUUCAGUCUGAGAUUCCAGUGCCCACUGAAAAAGGGAUUGGUGGAGUUGCCACCUGCACAGGUGUGAUACCGUCAAGUGGUCUCCCUGUACCUCCUAUAUCUGAAUCACCAGUAUUUUCCACUGUGGUUUCAAGCGUUACAAUACCUACAGUUGUCUCAAUAUCAACAACAUCCCAGCCAGUUCAGGCUUCUACAUCUGGGAGUGUUGUUUCUAGCAUAGGCACUUUGCCAUCUAUACCAGUUUCAACGUUAGCCUCUGCUGCGGGCAGUGCUGCUGUCUCAGGUGCUAAGCCUCCACCUGUAGUAUCUCAACAAGUGACAGGCAGUACUUCUGGGGUAGCCACGUUAACAUCCAUUGCUGCCACCACUCCAUUCCCGAGCAUAGCUUCCCAGCUGCCUCUUCAGCUGAGCAGCAGCACCUCUGCUCCUACUCUAGCUGAAACAGUGGUGGUUAGUGCACACUCACUAGAUAAAACAUCUCAUAGCAGUACAACUGGAUUGGCUUUGUCCCUGUCUGCAUCAUCAUCUUCCUCCCCUGGAGCAGGAUUAUCUAGUUCUGUUUCUCAGCCUGGUGGGGUGCAUCCUUUGGUCACCCCAUCAGCUAUAGCUUCUACUCCUGUCCUUCCUCAAGCAGCAGGACCUACUUCUACACCUUUAUUACCCCAAGUACCUAGUAUCCCACCUUUGGUACAACCUGUUGCCAGUGUGCCUGCUGUGCAGCAGACACUAAUUCAUAGUCAGCCUCAACCAGCUUUACUUCCCAACCAGCCCCACACUCACUGUCCUGAAAUAGAUGCUGACUCACAGCCCAAGGCUCCUGGAAUUGAUGACAUAAAGACUCUAGAGGAAAAGCUGCGGUCUCUCUUUAGUGAACACAGCUCAUCUGGAGCCCAACAUGCAUCUGUCUCACUGGAGACAUCACUGGUAGUAGAGACCACUGUUGCACCAGGCAUCCCAACCACUGCUGUUGCACCAAGCAAGCUCAUGACUUCUACUACAAGUACAUGCUUACCACCAACAAGUUUGCCAUUAGGGACAACUGGUUUGUCAGUUAUACCAGUGGUCACACCGGGACAAGUUUCCACCCCAGUCAGCUAUGUGUCUGCCCCAGUCAGCACUACAUCAGGAGUGAAAGCUGGAACUGCUCCAUCAAAGCCACCUUUAACUAAAGCUCCAGUGCUGCCAGUGGGUACUGAACUUCCAGCUGGUACUCCACCCAGCGAGCAGCUGCCACCUUUUCCAGGACCUUCACUAAUUCAGUCCCAGCAACCUCUGGAAGAUCUUGAUGCUCAAUUGAGAAGAACACUUAGUCCAGAGACUGUUGUGGGGACAUCUACAGUUGGGCCUGUGUCCAUGGUGGCUCCAGCAGCAGUUACAGAAGCAGGAACACCGCCUCAGAAGGAUGUUUCUCAAAUCACAGAAGGUCCUGUCCUAGGAACUAGUUCAGGAACUGGUGUUUUUAAGAUGGGACGAUUCCAGGUUUCAGUUGCAAUGGAUGAUGUCCAAAAAGAGGGUAAAAAUAAGUCAGAAGAUGCAAAGUCUGUUCAUUUUGAGUCUAGCACUUCAGAGUCCUCAGUACUAUCAAGUAGUAGUCCAGAAAGUACCCUGGUGAAGACAGAGCCUAAUGGGAUCCGUAGCAUCUCAUCAGAUAUGCCAGAUAGUGCCCACAAAACUCCUGCCUUGGGAGCAAAGUCAGAAACUGGGCAGCCUACAAAGGUAGGACGCUUCCAGGUGACAACUACAACGAACAAAGUAGGUCGUUUCUCUGUAUCAAGAACUGAAGACAAGAUUGCUGAGGCAAAGAAAGAGGGACCAAUGGCAUCUCCUCCUUUUAUGGAUUUGGAACAAGCUGUUCUCCCUGCUGUGAUACCAAAGAAAGAAAAGCCUGAACUGUCAGAGCCUUCACAUCUGAAUGGGCCAUCUUCUGACCUGGAGGCCGCCUUCCUAAGCAGGGAUGUGGAUGAUGGUUCAGGUAGUCCACACUCCCCCCAUCAGCUGAGCUCAAAGAGCCUCCCUAUCCAGAAUCUAAGUCAGAGCCUUAGUAAUUCAUUCAACUCCUCUUACAUGAGUAGUGACAAUGAGUCAGAUAUUGAAGAUGAAGAUUUAAAAUUAGAGCUGCGAAGACUACGAGAAAAACAUCUUAAAGAGAUUCAAGACCUGCAGAGUCGCCAGAAGCAUGAAAUUGAAUCUUUAUAUACCAAACUGGGCAAGGUUCCCCCUGCUGUCAUUAUUCCCCCAGCUGCCCCUCUUGCAGGGAGAAGAAGGCGACCCACUAAAAGCAAAGGCAGCAAAUCUAGUCGCAGCAGUUCCUUGGGGAAUAAAAGCCCCCAGCUUUCAGGUAACCUGUCUGGUCAGAGUGCCACUUCAGUUUUGCACCCCCAGCAGACCCUCCACCCUCCUGGCAACAUCCCAGAGACUGGGCAGAAUCAGUUGUUACAGCCCCUUAAGCCAUCUCCCUCCAGUGACAACCUCUAUUCAGCCUUCACCAGUGAUGGUGCCAUUUCAGUACCAAGCCUUUCUGCUCCAGGUCAAGGGACCAGCAGCACAAAUACUGUCGGGGGAACAGUGAACAGCCAAGCCGCCCAAGCUCAGCCUCCUGCCAUGACGUCCAGCAGGAAGGGCACAUUCACAGAUGAUCUGCACAAGUUGGUAGACAAUUGGGCCCGAGAUGCCAUGAAUCUUUCAGGCAGGAGAGGAAGCAAAGGACACAUGAAUUAUGAGGGCCCUGGAAUGGCAAGGAAGUUCUCCGCACCUGGUCAGCUGUGCAUCUCCAUGACCUCAAACCUGGGUGGUUCUGCCCCCAUCUCUGCUGCAUCAGCUACCUCUCUAGGUCACUUCACCAAGUCCAUGUGCCCCCCACAGCAGUACGGUUUUCCAGCUCCCCCCUUUGGCACUCAGUGGAGUGGGACAGGUGGCCCAACACCACAGCCACUUGGCCAGUUCCAACCUGUGGGAACUGCCUCCUUACAGAAUUUCAACAUCAGCAAUUUGCAGAAAUCCAUCAGCAACCCCCCAGGUUCCAACUUGCGGACCACUUAGACCUAGAGACAUUAACCGAGUAGAUUUGGGGGCAGGAGAUGGAAUGCUGAGGGGUGGGCGGGAGGGGGGAAUGGGAAAGUAGCCUAUAUACUAACUACUAGUGCUGCAUUUAACUGGUUAUUUCUUGCCAGAAAGGAAUGUUUUUAAUACCGCUUAGAGCCCUCAGAAUUGAGAAUCUCCCUCCCCCUUCACCAUUUAUUGGAGUGGAACAAGAGGGAAAGAGCAGCUUUCUUGUGAUGGGGCGGUUUCAAACUAUGCUUUCCUGUUCUCUACACCCAAUAGCAAGGGCUAAGAAAGAGAAUCAUUUAUCAGAAAGCCACAAGAGAGCUCAGUCAGUGGAAAAACCAAACCCCAUCUGGAUUUUCAAAUGGGUGGAGCUCUUAAUGUUGGUACCCACCCCAAAUCCCUUAUUCCCUCAAGAAUCCAAACCACAACACAAAAAAACAAACAAAAAACCUAUUGGGCUCUCUCCUACCCUGUUCCCCCCUCCCUUUUUUUUUUCUUUCUUUGUUUCUUCUUUUGUUUCUUUCUUUCUUUUUGCUCUUUAGAACCCAGUGAAAAACACCAGGGGACUGAGGUUUCAACCCUUUCUUAUGAUAGGUCAUUAGUGCUUUUAAGCAAAUGAUAUUAGCAGCUUUGACUGCAGCAUUAGCAAUUAGGAAAAAAAAUUAAGUUCCCUGCGGACAUGUAACUUUGCCAUCAGUUUUGAUGUGGAAACACUGUGAUAUAUAAAUGUUGUUGGACAACAGUAGUUUUAAGAGUAAAAUACGAAAGGUUUAAAAAGUUGAAAAAAAGCAAGCUCUGUCCUUUACUUAUUGAGACACUUUAGCUUUUUCCUUUGUAUUUCCAUUGUAGUAGAUAAAUAAAUGUGAAUGUAAGAUUGUAUAAAUUACUGUACUUGAAUACUUCUGUUCUCCCAGUAUUGCUUGCUGGAUAUUUUAGUGCCUUGGACUUCUACUGCUUCUGCCAUUAGCACCAACUUCUCAUCAGACCCCAAAUCAGCAGAGGGCGUAUGGAAGGAUAAUAGGUCCAUGUGACCCCAGCAGAGGAUUAUGCCAAAGGGAAACUGAAAGAGUAUUUUUUUUUCUUUUAAGUCAUUCAAUUUUGUCUAGAGCAGGUGUAAGAUGAGCAGGGUGAGAAGUUAAGUUGACAUCAGUGGUUGAAAGCAGAAAGUUCUGUUUCAGGAACAGUGAGGAGGGGUUUUGUAACAAAAUUGGACAAUUUAAAAGAUUAAGGGUGGUGUGUGAUAAAUGAAGAAAAAGGAAGACUAAGAAUGGGAGAACAAACUCGUUAUGAAGAUAUGUGAUGCCUGGCCUGUGGGUGCCAUAAGCCUUACUUGAGCCAGGCUGGAACAGACAAGACCUAGUAGAAAUGGCUGAAUAUAAAGGGAGUGGGGGCUAGUUUUUACGUUGGGAAACUGAUAGUGAAGAGUCACAGAUGGAGAAAGUUGCUCUAAGAAAAACUGUAUGGAUUGCUUUCCUCUUGUUGCAAAUGUCUCCUGCAUUUCCCAGCUUGGGGUACUGUAUUUUGUGGAAAGUGGACCCACAUCUGAAUUAAGCAUUGUAAGAAAGAGUGCUUAUUCCUACUCAUUUCCUAUGUGAUGUCCAGAUGGUUGCAGAAUCCUAAGUCUGUUGUGCCACCUCUUUUUCUAGAAUUGCAACUGAUAUUCUCACAUUUUCAUAUAAACAAAUACUCCCCUUAAGUAAUAACUGCAACCAAUCAGUAUUAUUUAGUGCUAUGCCUAGUUGUAAUGGGCAGUUCUGUUAUUUUCAGAGCUUUCAGGAAAUACUCCUAAUUGGCUAUGUUUAGAUCUCUAUUAUCUCUGAAGAUGGGGAAAGAAGCUAGAACUCUUAAUUUAGGGGGUGCUUCUUUUCACUUGAGUUGGGAAAUUAACAUAGUUCUGAUCUCUGACCCACCUCAACUGGCACAUCCCAGGAAUCCCCACAAUAGGAAGAGCCUGGUUGGCUGUCCUGUCCUGCCGUUCCUUCAUGGGUCCUGUAUUAAGUUAGCCUAGGUCCCAAAGACGCAAAUGAGAGCUGAAGGUUUAGGAAAGUAGAAAUUAACAGGGGUUCCAAGCCCUACUUCAAAGCUGUUUACUUAUUUAUUCUCUGCUUAAGAUCCUUGGGGAGAUGGUAAGAGUAAGAAUAGAACAAAGAAGGUGCUGAGUAAAUGAGAAACGGACCACCUAAGAUGAAUGAAACUAUACUUUCUACUGGAGGAACGAGGGAACCAAAUGCAGCACAUUAUUUUUUGUUAUUUUGGCUUAAUUUUGAGAUCUCUUCACUUACACACAAAAAGUAAGAACUGGUUUUAUUUACUGUUGAUUUUUCUUCCCUCCUGUGGAUGAAAUAACUGAAGCCUAGAGGAAUGAACUAGCGCUACUGAACUGUUUAAAUUAUUUUUGUGUUAAUAGUACACUUUGAGUAUCUUUUUCCACAUUACAAAAAUCUUUCUGAAUUAUAAAUGUUUUCCUUACAUUAUUUAACAAUGUACACUGUUUAGAAAAACAAAUAAACUAAAUUCAAACCUUGGGGGUUUCUCAGCAGCCGUUAAUUGUACAUUUUGCACUAACUCUGGGUGUUGCGCUUCUUGUAAGAUUGCGCUUUGUGCUUCAGUUUGUUACCUUUGUAGACUUAUUUAAUGAAACCAUUCAAAUAAACCAAACUUGCUUUUGUUGA
Messenger RNA from Acinonyx jubatus (cheetah), 11311 nucleotides. It is a transcript of the gene WNK1, whose product is annotated as WNK lysine deficient protein kinase 1. Gene Ontology annotation, molecular function: ATP binding; chloride channel inhibitor activity; potassium channel inhibitor activity. The coding region runs from base 708 to 8633 and encodes 2641 amino acids. Lineage: Eukaryota; Metazoa; Chordata; Mammalia; Carnivora; Felidae. Gene Ontology annotation, biological process: negative regulation of sodium ion transport; monoatomic ion homeostasis; protein phosphorylation. Gene Ontology annotation, cellular component: cytoplasm; cytosol. The transcript has 28 exons. The record is from RefSeq and is a predicted model, not a curated record.